AUGGAGCGCAAGAAGAACUUCACAACAGCCUUCAGAUCUCGCAAGUCUCUGAAGGAGCUGAUUACGACCACAGAAGGCGACAUGUCAUCCUCACGCUGGAUCAACAAUGACUUGCGUCCCACUCCUCCUGAAUCCAGAACUUGGACAUGGUACCAUCUUCCUCUCUUCUGGUCCGGUCUAGCUUUCGGAACCACGGGCUGGAACAUCGCUUCUUCGUUGAUUGCAGUUGGUUUGCAAUGGCAAUACGCGCUGGCAUCGUGUUUCAUAGGUAGCGCAAUUGCUGGUGUCGUCGUUACCUUUUUAGCCCGUAUGGGUGCUCGCCCCGUGUUCCUCCGCUCGGUCAUGGGCAUGUAUGGCUCGUGGCUUUUUGUUUUCCUCCGUUUGAUGACAGGCCUUUUCUGGUUCGGUAUCCAAACAUAUUCUGGUGCAAAUCUCAUUUCUGUGUGCCUGUUGUGCAUGUUCGGUCACAAAUGGAGAGACUUGAGCAAUACGCUACCAUUAUCCGCAGAUAUAACGACCAAACAGCUGAUUUGCUUCUUCAUUGCUUGGCUCGCUCAAGUGCCAUUUUUCUUUGUUCAUCCGUCCAAGAUUCAAUGGUUCUUCACUGUCAAAGGCCUCGUCAUGCCAAUCGCCACCUUUGGACUUUUCGGAUGGUGCAUGGCGGAAGGGCGAGGAAUCUCGACGAUCGGUAACCCGCUCACAAAAUCUGCUAACGGAGUUCCGCUUGGAUGGGCUGUCGUGGCAGGUAUUAAUGCCGUAAUGGGAUCCCUCGCUUCCCUCAUGGUUACACAGCCUGAUCUGUCUCGAUAUUGUCGAAAGGUUUCAGAUGCUGGUUGGCUCCAAGGUUUGGCCGUCUUCGUCUCAAAGUGCCUAGUGUUCUUCCUCGGACUUGCUGCCACGGCUUCCAUACAAGGUGCUUGGGGUAAAGCCUACUGGAACAUCUGGGAUUUGCUGGGGGCGAUUCUUGAACAUUACUGGACCGCUGGAGCCAGAACCGCGGUGUUCUUAGUCUCCUUCUCCUUUUACUUGUCUGCGAUUGGAUCAAACAUUGGAACCAACACCAUCGCUUUCGGCGCUGACCUGACUGGAAUCAUUCCAAAAUACAUGACCAUCGUCAGAGGGCAAGUUAUCUGCUGUGUUCUCGGUGUUGCUCUCGUCCCAUGGAAAAUUUUGGCAUCUGCUGAAGCUUUUGUCACAUUCCUUGGAUCUAUGCCAAUAUUCUUCGGCCCAUUGUCUGCGCUCAUGAUCGUCGACUACUACUGGGUACGAAAGGGCAACCUGCAUGUUCCUUCCCUCUAUCGUGGAGAGAGAGGCGACCUUUAUUUCUUUACACAAGGUUUUAACUUGCGCGCAUAUGGAGCAUGGCUUGUUGGCUUCUUGUUCGGUCUACCAGGGAUGAUCGGCCGCUUCCAUCCGACAGCAGUCAAUGAUGCCGCGAAGAAUAUGUACCGAAUGGGUUGGCUUCUGACUUUCACUGUGACAGGUGUGGUCUACGCAACACUCAUCUACCUUUUCCCCGUGCGAGUCUAUCCCGAAACUCACCACACUGUGCCAACCACUUUCGAAUACCUGGGAAAGAGGGAUGGAUUCUUCGAGGAUGACACACCUGAAGCUCUUGUUGGCAUCGAGGGAUUAGAUGCUACGGUCGACAAACAUACUAUGGUCUCCGAGAAAGCAGUUUAG
Exophiala bonariae is the source of this 1683-nucleotide messenger RNA. RefSeq lists its product as uncharacterized. Gene Ontology annotation, cellular component: plasma membrane. Gene Ontology annotation, molecular function: nucleobase transmembrane transporter activity. The record is from RefSeq and is a predicted model, not a curated record. The coding region runs from base 1 to 1683 and encodes 560 amino acids. Lineage: Eukaryota; Fungi; Ascomycota; Eurotiomycetes; Chaetothyriales; Herpotrichiellaceae. The transcript has 7 exons. Gene Ontology annotation, biological process: nucleobase transport; transmembrane transport.